Drosophila ananassae is the source of this 3160-nucleotide messenger RNA. It is a transcript of the gene twin, whose product is annotated as CCR4-NOT transcription complex subunit 6. The record is from RefSeq and is a predicted model, not a curated record. Gene Ontology annotation, biological process: nuclear-transcribed mRNA poly(A) tail shortening. Gene Ontology annotation, cellular component: CCR4-NOT complex; cytoplasm; nucleus. The transcript has 4 exons. Lineage: Eukaryota; Metazoa; Arthropoda; Insecta; Diptera; Drosophilidae. Gene Ontology annotation, molecular function: protein binding; poly(A)-specific ribonuclease activity. Bases 924 to 2441 code for a protein of 505 amino acids.
AUUUUGGCACUUUAGUUAUUACUUACGCUUCAUACACAACUCAUAGACUCAUAGACACAUUGAGACAAACAGAGUUACGUUGCUCUUUUUUCAUCCUUUUUCUCGUUUUGUAUAUAUAUAAUUUUUCGGUGAAUAAUUUUAGCGUCUUGUGUGAUUUUUGUUGUUGGCUGCUGUGAUUGCGAUUGCGAUUGCGAUUCAAUUAAAUAACCAUUUUUGCAUAAUUAACGUAGAGUACCUUACUGCGAAUGGAUCCUAAAACCGACAAACAACUGCUGUACAAUUAAAAUGCAAUCAAAGCUGUGUUCAUGUAGUCAUUAAAGGCUGUCAGCAAAAACACAAAAUACAAAAAAAACCAAAUCAAAUCACCUUAAAGACCAAAAACAAAACAAGGCGCAGACACCAAACAGCAGACAGCAUACAGCAAGCAAACCAACUAAAUUAUGAAAAAAAUCACAAAAUUUAUUAAAAAGUGAAAGUUUUUAGUCAACGACGACGACGACGCCAGCAGCAGCAGAAGCAGCAGCAGCCGUCGCAGCCGCAGCCACAGUCGCAGUCUCAACCUCAGUCUUAGCCUCAGCCGUUUUGCACAAAAAUUACCGAGAGGGAGAAAAGAAAUGCAAAAACAAUCAACAAGUCUGCGAAACAACAAAACAAAACAAAUCCCCAAAAGCACCAAAAGCCCCAAAAGAGCAAAAACCAUCAAGAGUGACAACAACAAUAUACUAAAAGAGAUAGCCAGGGAUAGGCAAGAGCGAUAAAGGUAAGAUAAAGAGAUACAGCCAGAGAGAGAGAGAGAGAGAAGAGAGAGAGAGAGCGGCCGACCAAGAUCCACACUGGGACAUAACGGUCGCCCAUCAAAUUAUUGGUGGAGUGUGGAGGGUAUUAACAGAAAUCGAACUGUGGCGGAUCCGGAUCCCUUUUUUAUGCGUGAAAAUGUUGUAAGCUCCAGCUCAGCCACGGCUAGCAACGCUAGAAACAGGAAUGGCGGCGGGGUGGCCAGGAAGAUCUUCUAUCAGUAUCCCCACCCGCAACAACAUCAUCAGCAGCACCACCACCACCACCAACAACAAAAUUAUUACCACCACCACCAGCAGCAGCAGCUUCAACAUCAACACCAUUAUCACCACCAUCAACAGCAGCAGCAGCAGCAGCAGCAACACCAGCAGCACUACUAUCAUCACCGCAGCUUCUAUUCCCAGAUGCCGAUGCAGAUGCAGAUGCCCCAGACAUCGCAGGUCGCCCCCGCCUGCCCCGUUGCCAAUUGGAGAAACCCAUGUUCCAUUACCGUCAAUCCACCGCCACAGAGGCCCUGGCUGCCACUGGCCAAGCCCAACAAAACGCGACCAGCCUGCAUUUUUACGGUCAUGUGCUACAAUGUCCUCUGCGACAAAUAUGCGACACGGCAAAUGUACGGAUACUGCCCGUCGUGGGCGCUCUGCUGGGAGUACAGGAAAAAGUCGAUUAUUGACGAGAUACGGCAUUACUCGGCGGACAUCAUCAGCCUGCAGGAGAUCGAAACGGAACAGUUCUAUCACUUCUUCCUGCCGGAGCUGAAGAACGAUGGGUACGAGGGUAUCUUCUCCCCCAAAUCCCGAGCCAAGACAAUGUCUGAGCUGGAGCGGAAGUACGUCGACGGAUGUGCGAUAUUUUUUAGGGCCUCCAAGUUCACUCUGAUCAAGGAGCAUCUUAUUGAAUUUAAUCAACUGGCAAUGGCCAAUGCCGAGGGUUCGGACAACAUGCUGAACCGUGUGAUGCCAAAGGAUAACAUUGGGCUGGCGGCUCUGCUGAAGGUGAAGGAGAACGCGUGGGAGCCAAUGUCCGAGGUGACGCAGAUCUCGCAGCCGCUGCUAGUGUGCACGGCGCAUAUCCACUGGGAUCCGGAAUUCUGUGACGUCAAGCUGAUACAAACAAUGAUGCUAUCCAACGAGCUGAAGACGAUCAUUGAUGAGGCGAGCCACAGUUUUAGGCCGGGUCACAAGAACGACUCGAACAGCGUGCAACUGCUGCUGUGCGGCGACUUCAACUCGCUACCCGACUCCGGUGUGGUGGAGUUCCUUGGCAAGGGACGCGUCUCCAUGGACCAUCUGGACUUCAAGGACAUGGGCUACAAGUCGUGCCUGCAGCGAUUGCUGUCGAAUGACACGAACGAGUUCACGCACUCCUUCAAGCUGGCCUCCGCCUACAGUGAGGACAUCAUGCCGCACACCAAUUACACGUUCGACUUCAAGGGGAUCAUCGAUUAUAUCUUCUAUACGAAAACGGGUAUGGUGCCGUUGGGACUACUGGGACCCGUUUCCAAUGACUGGCUGCGAGAGAACAAAGUGGUGGGAUGCCCCCAUCCACACAUACCCUCCGAUCAUUUUCCGCUACUGGUCGAACUGGAGCUGAUGCACACGGCUAGCCAACAGGCGCCUCCCAACGGGUUGAUCAACCGACGGUAGCAAUAGAAUCGACGCGGCAGACCCACAACCAGCCACAGCAACAGCACCACCGCCAUCAUCCCAAGCGGAAGUGGUUCUGGGACUGGGACUGGCACUGGAACUGGGUGUGGAGGUGGUGUAGGAGCUAGUGGAAAUGUUGGAUUAAUGAUCCCAAGCGGCGGUUACAGGGGACGCAGCAGCAGCAGCAGUCAUAGCGGUAGCCAUUGCCUUGCAGCUGCACUUGGGCCGAGAAACAAAUUAAAUAACCUCCAGAUGCCGGCGGAUAAAUAAAUUUCUAGCCUGGAAAGGAUCAAAUGUCAACACCCACUUACCCACAUACCUCCAACCCCCAAAACCGACGUGGCGAUCUGCUCGCAAGAUGAUUCAAUUUUUUAGUUAGAUACGACCUAAAGUUUGAUGUGAACCACAAAAGCUCCCCCUAAAAAACUAAAAACUACCAACUACCAACCACCAUACUCCCCCACUCCACCCAUCAUCCCACCAUCAUCUCCCUUAAGAUCCCGUAAGUUAUAAGAUGACGACGUUGCUAGGGUGACGCCGCUUUGUGCGCUGGAUCGCAAAGUGCGUUGGCCGGAUGCAACUGCAACCAAUUUAUCCGAUCGUAAUCACAAUAAGAAGGAUCAACAUUCAAUUGCUGCCACUUCUCUUCCGCGCUUCUCGUUUUGAUUUUAUCAACUUUACGUUUUCACACAUCGAAUAAAUCCGUAUAUAUAAUACAA